AUGAAUCUCGCCGAUGAGAAUGGUAUUGAGUAUCCUGAGUAUGCUCAGUCACUUCUGGUGGAUUCAUCCUGCAAUAGUACCGAUGUUGGUCUUGAAGAGUGCCGCCGGGAUGAUAAGUUUUAUGCUUCGGGCUGCAACUGUGAUAUCACUUCCCAGGAGAAAACCAUUGCUGGUGUGAUCAAUAAGUGGAUGCACGGUGUCGAUAGCGGGAAGCUUUGUCACACAGAAUGCUUGCGCAUCACACUUGGUGAACCCUACUCUGCAUGGCUGAAUGUCGGCUCCAAGGACGGCUCCAACGCAAACGCUUGCUGUGGUACCCGCUUGAACUUUGAUCAUUGUAUCUCGGGCGGCAACAACGACAUUUAA
Messenger RNA from Aspergillus alliaceus, 366 nucleotides. RefSeq lists its product as uncharacterized. The coding region runs from base 1 to 366 and encodes 121 amino acids. NCBI's taxonomy places the organism in Eukaryota, Fungi, Ascomycota, Eurotiomycetes, Eurotiales, Aspergillaceae. The transcript has 2 exons. The record is from RefSeq and is a predicted model, not a curated record.